Nymphaea colorata (pocket water lily) is the source of this 1285-nucleotide messenger RNA. RefSeq lists its product as uncharacterized. The transcript is spliced from 6 exons. Lineage: Eukaryota; Viridiplantae; Streptophyta; Magnoliopsida; Nymphaeales; Nymphaeaceae. Bases 231 to 1133 code for a protein of 300 amino acids. The record is from RefSeq and is a predicted model, not a curated record.
UAGAGCGCCUUCUUACUGCAAGCCUUUGAAACUCGACGAUUGAUUUGUUGGGUGCAAUACAUGAGUGCCCAUUUGCAACUUUUUUCUUCUCUUUCUUCCUUUUCCUUCGCUUCCGGUUUUGUGAAUGUCUGUCGUUUCGUUUUUCUCUUCUGUUUCCCUCCGUUGAAACAGAUAAAGAGAAAAGGAGGACAAAGGACAACAAUAAGGAAAAAAACGAAAAAGGAAGGGGGAUGAGGCGCACCCCAAGUGCUCUCAUGGCUCUGCUGUUCAACCCUAGCGCCCCAUUGCUCUGCGGAGGUUCCAGAACGUUCCAGAAAAACUGCUCGUCCAACUAUUCUUCUUCUUUGGUGAAGUGGGGAGAUGGUGCGGUCUCCAUGGUACAGGGCGCGUCUCGAGGCAUUGGCCUCGAAUUCGUUCGCCAACUGUUACUGAAGCAUGACAACGGCCAUGUUGUUGCUACCUGUCGCAAUCCUGAUCAAGCUGUUGGCCUCAGAGAAUUGAGGAGAAAGUUUGGAGAACGCCUUGACAUACUUCAGUUGGAUACUACUAUUGAGAACACCAUAGAGAAUGCAGCAAAAUCUGUAUCAGAGAAAUAUGGAUAUUUAAAUCUUCUGAUCAAUACCUCUGGAAUUCUUUCUGUCCCAGAUGUUUUAACUCCAGAGACCUCAUUGAGCAAAGUCCAGAAAUCUUCCCUUUUGCUGACAUAUGAAGUUAAUGCAGUUGGUCCUAUUCUUGUGGUCAAGCAUAUGUGGCCACUUUUGAAGUUGGGAGGAGGUAAUGGAAGUGAAAGAGAAGUUGCUGUUGUGGCAAACUUGAGUGCGAGGGUGGGCUCUAUUGGAGAUAAUGUCCUUGGUGGAUGGCACUCAUACAGAUCUUCAAAGACUGCUCUUAAUCAAUUAACAAAGACAAUAUCAGUGGAGUUCAGACGGAGGAAGGAUCCAAUCAUCUGUGUUCUGUUACACCCUGGAACUGUCGAUACCGACCUCUCGAAACCUUUUCAAAGAAAUGUACCUCCAGGGAAGCUUUUCACCAAGGAAUUUUCAGUGGAGAAGCUUCUAAGUAUAAUCAGUAAUGCAAAAUUAAGCGACAAUGGCAAGUUUUUUGCUUGGGAUGGUCAGGAAAUUCCUUGGUGAUUAGGUUUAUUCUUAGAUGUACAUAUUCAUCCAAAGCUGGCUGUAACUUUUAAUUGAAUUUUUGACGUUGUUUCUUGUAGACUAUUGGCAAUGUCGACCGUGUUCAGAUUCCAGAAUAUAUACAGAUCUACUUCUACUCAUUUUUCCUUUUA